AUGGAUUUCGACGAGUAUGAGUAUUUAGAGAAAACAGUUGAAAUUGCUGAAGUUGAAAAGGAGAAGCAUAGGGCUAAUGGUAGGGACAGAAGUGUGAUGUCCGAAGAGAGAGGGCAUAAUCGGAGUUCCAAGCAUAAGAGUGGUGAGAAGGAUGAUGAUGAUGUUGAUCUCCAUUCCAAGAAUUCAAAAUCUGGAGAUGAUUCCCGCCAUUACGAGAGGAGGAAAGAAAGAGGCUCCUCUCGUCAUGGUUUGCAGUCCAGAGAUGGAGAGAAGGAGAAGGAUCAGCACAGAAGCUCUGGGGGCAGUAGGGAUAGGAAGAGGGAUAGGGACAAAGACCAUGAGGACAAAGAUAGGAAGAGAGGUAGGGAAAGAGACAGAGAUCGCGAUCGUGACCAAGAAAGGGAUAGAAGGGACCGAGGAAGUGAGAGUGAACAGGAACACCGCAGCAGAAGUAGGCCCGAAAGGCAUAUGAGUGAUUUGGAGGACAGAGACAGAGAGACAAUUCUUGAUAAAGACAGAGAAAUAAACUGGGAUAAGGAUUACAGAGACAGAGAUAGGGUGAGGGAAACAAGGGAACGGGUUAGGGAAAGCAGUGUGAUAUACACUUAUACAGGCCUUAUGGAGAGACUUGGCCAAACGAAUCCUAAAAUUCCUUUGACUUUCGGAAUUCGACCCUCAUGUUCAUUGGUUCCUAGUCCUAAGACAGUCACAUUACGAGUCUGUGAGGAACCCGUGGAUAUGGUAGAAAGGUCAUCAGAUGAUCUUUCUGGUCAUUAUUGGACCAGGUGCUGGAACAUCGAGUCUUUGGUUUCAAAAGUUUCUUCCACCUGGAGUCAAUUUGAAACCGUGCAUUACAACCAUUCAUUAAAUGCUGGGUGGUUUGUUUGUGCACUCUGCUGUCCUGUUCUUGUGGAUUCUAUCCUUCGCUUUAAUCACAUCAAUAGUGAUGUCCUGUUUCAGCUUAAUGCAAUUAGGUCCCUCACUCACUCGCGAUCCAAAGAGAAAAAGGAAGAGGCAACAGAACCUGAGGCUGAUCCUGAAAGAGAUCAAAGAACUGUGUUUGCCUAUCAGAUUUCUCUGAAAGCAGAUGAAAGAGAUGUAUACGAGUUCUUCUCAAGGGCUGGCAAGGUGCGAGAUGUACGCUUGAUUAUGGACCGCAAUUCAAGGCGUUCUAAGGGUGUUGGGUGA
Messenger RNA from Sphenostylis stenocarpa, 1188 nucleotides. The record is from the annotation of a GenBank genome assembly. NCBI's taxonomy places the organism in Eukaryota, Viridiplantae, Streptophyta, Magnoliopsida, Fabales, Fabaceae.